UGCAUCAUUUCGCUAGUUUGCUCAACUCUUUGCUAAUCUGCGUGGCCUGUGCGCGCGCCUGCGCACCAAUCUCUCCGAGUUUGUUGGGAGUGUUCCCUUUGCUCCCUCCACUCGAGUCAGCCGCCGUGCUAACGUCCCACUUGCUCUUGCGAGCCUUCUUUGCCCCUUCUCCCCCACUACCACCUCCACUACUGCCUCCAGGUCUCUUUGUCCCCUUCACAAACUCUAUCUUUGUCCGCUCCUGCAACUUUGCCUUCUCCUUCUUUUCGUAUGCCUUCUUCUGUGCCUCCAGCAGGUUCUUGUAGUUAGACUCUUCACCCCAUGAUUUUGGGUCGUAAAGAUGCUCAGGGAAGUUUGUUCCAAACUCGUCCAAGUCAAGUACAGCCACUAGUUUCUCGUAUAUGCUGGGGUUCCGGAAGUCCUUGCGACCCUGGAGGUGUUUGUUCAGGUCCAGCCCCAGCCGCUGCUCCUUCUGUAGGAGCGCCACCACUUUGUCUUGCAGCGCCUUCGAGCAGCGGCCUGGGGGUUCUGGAGGGAGGUGCGCAUUAUUUAGAGGCAAGAAGAGAGGCGGUUGGGAAGACGUGGAAUCGAACUCGGUGUCAGACUUCGUGGCCUCGUCCAUUACAUCUGGCGCCAGCAACAGAGGCGAGGUAGAGAUUCUGCCGUCUUCCACGUCUUCUUCUCGUUCUGUGGGCGCCGCAAACACGCUGUCGUCGACUCGACUCUCGUUCAUAUCGUCCUCCUCCAUGUAGUCAACGAGGAGUGGUGCCGACUGGACCACGGGAGGGACGAACGCGGGUGGCGUCGUGGAGACGAGUCGCCCGGCGGCCGAUGCCGAGCGUGAGGGAGGGAUGCCGAGCCCCUGGACGACCACGGCCGGCGGAGUCCGUCCCGUGGACUCAUGUUCCAGCUCCUCGUCGUCAGAGAUCUCCGAGUCUCCCGUGUAGCUCACUAGCCCCAGACGCCCAGACAUCUCCACACUACAACAGAGUUCAGUUGGCUAGAAGAUCAGAGCGAGACGUCCGAUCGGUGGCUGGUCGGCGCGCGAAAAAAAAACGUUUCAAUAUUAAUUUUACGUCGUCGGUCGGUUUAUAGGUCUUGACCACGUGGGAGUGGGUUUAGCUUGCGGGGGUUGCAGCGCUACCGGUAGCUGCUCUCCACUCGUCUCUCAUGAAAGCGCCUCGUGACUGCUAGCACGGCAUCCACGUGCGGCAGUCAAUCAAAACUGGGGAAGACGUCAAAAUGGCGUCGAGUAGGACCCGGUGCCUAUCGGUGGACGAGGUGGGGUUCUUCGAGGGAGCCGAGAAACUGCUGGAGGUCUGGUUCUUGCUGAGUCCGGAGCCUCGCCAGCCGCUCGGGGACUCCAGCAAGAUGGGCCUGAGAAUUAUACCUAGGCUGGAGCUGGAGGAUCUGCUGAGUCUUGUCCACUGCAAGAUACUCAGCCACUGCUGCAGCGAAUCCAUGGACGCCUACCUUCUCAGUGAGAGCAGUCUGUAUGUGUCGGCAAACAGGUUCAUUCUGAAGACGUGUGGUACUACGUCCCUGUUCCAUGCCAUCGAGCCUCUGAUCUCACUCGUCAAGUCUUAUUACCCACAGGCAAAAGUAGUGGACUUGUUUUACUCCCAUUUAAGUUUCCUGAAGCCACACCUACAGCCACACCCACAUCACAGCCCAAACGAAGAGACUGCAUACCUGGACCAGAUAUUUCCAAAUGGAGCUGCCUAUAUCCUUGGAAAGCUGAACGGGGACUCAUGGUAUCUCUAUACUCUGGACAACCUGGAGCACCCUCACCAGGUUCCCGACCAGACACUGGAGAUAUUGAUGCUGGAUUUGGACCCCCACAUCUUGUCCCAAUUCUCCAGCAGUGUCUACAGCUCAGCCAGGGAGCUCACCACUGCAAUGGGUCUGCAAGACCUCAUCCCUGGCGCAAUACUCGACGACAAGAUCUUUGAACCUUGUGGAUACUCCCUCAAUGCCAUCGUGAAGGGAGACACCUAUUUCACAGUCCACGUGACUCCACAGCAAGAGUGCUCCUUUGUCAGCUUCGAGACCAACCUCGAGCAGGCCAGCUACGACCAUCUCAUCGCCAUGGUGAUGCAGCUGUUCCGCCCCGGUCGCUGCACCCUCUCCCUCUUUGCCAGCAAGAUGGCAAAGUGUGGGUCAUCAUAUGAGGCGCUGCAAGGACCAAAUAUCACUGGAUACAGAUGUAACGACCGUCAGUACUGCAAGUUCCACUUCUAUGACCUCACCUUUGCACACUACUCCAGAACCACGCCCACCUCCUCACUGGGGAAUGGAACCAUGCCCACCUCAGUUGGGAAUGGAGCCAUGCCCAACUCUUAUCAGAAUGAAACCACGCCCAUCCCAUAACAAAUAAACAACUGUUGUUCUACAAUUAAGUUGGUGUUGUUUCGACUUUUUUUAAAGAAUAAUUGCCGUCCAUUUCCAAAACAUUUUCAAUUUUGAUUCAGCCUGUAAACUUGUGUAUUAUAGUGCUGGCAAGAUUUUUCAAUCAGUCAUGUGAUAUUGUAAUCUCAGUUGUGUGACGCAAGCUCACGUGCCUAUAUCACAGUACUAACAACAAAAACUGCAACAAUGUCAUACAUAAACAGAACAGUAUUAUACAAAUAUACACACAUGAAAUGUGUGCUGGAG
Molecule: messenger RNA, 2655 nt
Organism: Geodia barretti
Lineage: Eukaryota; Metazoa; Porifera; Demospongiae; Tetractinellida; Geodiidae
Source: the annotation of a GenBank genome assembly